CUAAUGUAAUAGUAUGGUAUCACGAUUCGAACGCCUAAUGGGGUGCUCCUCUAUCCCGAUAGGAGAGACCUCGCCUGAGACAGUGGCACAAUGCUCAGGCCGGGGCGACUGUCUGAAUGGUACGUGUUUGUGCGAAAUUCGCUACAGUGGCGAAGAGUGUUCCGGUUUUAAUCUACCCUACCAUGCCGGUAUUUCCGCCGUAUUCUACUUUGUGGGCUUUGUAUCGUUGGUCCAGCUGAUGAUAUGCAUCAUCGCCGAGUACCAGCGGCUAAAGCAGCCCAGCUUUUUGGCUGCCUGCCGGUUAACUACCCAAAAGUUGCUGUAUUUCUUCGUGUUUGUUGCGGCAGUGCUGCGUGGCGCUUACUUCACCACACCGGAAACGUUACAACCAGCAUGGGUUUCGUAUCUGAUGUCCCUGUACUAUCCGCUCGUUAUGACCUGCGCCUCGCUCGUGGUAUGCCUGUGGGCCGAGAUCUUCCACCUGCAAGGUAUCCGUUGGGAACGAUCGCAAUUCCUGUCGAAAAGUUUCCUCGGCUUUCUGGCGUUUAAUCUGUUGCCGUACAGUUUGUUUCUGGCGGAGAUUGCAUACUCACAUCUGUUUACCGGGCGCAGUACAUCGUUCUUUAACGGAUGCUAUGCGGUGCUGCUGCUGAUUGUGGUUAUCUUUUUCCUCAUCUACGGUGUGGAGGUGUUUUUCAAGGUGCGUGGUGGCUUCGUCUAUGACUUUGGUGUAGUGCCGAACAGUGAAAAUGUGAACGCAUCCCAGCUACACCAAUCGCGCUUCGGAUUGCUCAGCCAGGCGAUCAUGAUGAUAGUGAUCGUCGGUUUUCUCACCUCGGAAACAUUGGGCGAUUUUUGGAAGAAGAAGGUACCGGUAUACUCACGCAACUGGCACGACAUUGUAUUCCGGCUGGCGGAGGUUGGUGUUGCGCUUUGGUUCCCGUGCUGCCUGUGGAACUCGAUGGCACCGGAACAGCUGUGGAUAUUGAAUCCGCGCAAGCUGCUCACGCGCCAAAUCGAUCCAGUUGCGGGUGGUAGUGCGUGCGGCGCGGGUACAGCCGAAGCACCGGCCGAACCAUCCACCUCAGCGAACGCGGAAGAGGGACAAUCGUUUUUGGCGAAGAAAGAUUGCUGGAUCUGUUACGAUACGGAUAAACCGGAACCGCUGAUUCAGCCGUGCAAGUGCAUCGGUGACGUUAGCUCGGUGCAUCACGAGUGUUUGCGCCGCUGGUUGGUGGACAGCUGUGCCAACAGUGACGCGGUGCUAAAAUGCAAAGUGUGUGACUCGCCGUACGAAAUCGAGCGAUCGAACAGGCUCGAUUGGGAGAAGGGUUUCACGAUCCAGCACUGGGCAAAAACGAUCAUCAUCGUAACGCUGAUGUGCAUCACCGGUGCGGGCGCUUGGGUGAUCAUCCAGCUGAACGAAGACUCGUUCGUGCGCGUCCUAGUGGCCGGAUUUGCGAUCAUCAUCGGUUACAUACUGUUUAAAAUGCUCGGCGAAAACACGGUCACCGCGAUCCAGCGGGCAAAGGUGAGCUCGAUCUACAUCGUCACCUCGGUGAAUGAUCUGCAAACUUAA
Molecule: messenger RNA, 1579 nt
Organism: Anopheles maculipalpis
Lineage: Eukaryota; Metazoa; Arthropoda; Insecta; Diptera; Culicidae
Exons: 7
Coding region: 14-1579 (521 amino acids)
Molecular function (GO): zinc ion binding
Source: RefSeq, a predicted model, not a curated record